Messenger RNA from Chelonus insularis, 864 nucleotides. RefSeq names its product biogenesis of lysosome-related organelles complex 1 subunit 4 (gene Blos4). The record is from RefSeq and is a predicted model, not a curated record. Gene Ontology annotation, cellular component: BLOC-1 complex. Bases 298 to 831 code for a protein of 177 amino acids. Lineage: Eukaryota; Metazoa; Arthropoda; Insecta; Hymenoptera; Braconidae. The transcript is spliced from 4 exons.
AAUUAGCGGUUACAGUCUGUGGUUAAUGAAGAAGUAAAGUUACAGAGUUUACUUUCGCUUGGGUUUUAAAAGAUUAAAUUAAUGUUUAAAAAUGAUUAAAUUGAUACAAUGGUGAAAUUACAUGUACAGUCCUUCAGUCGUUCACUUGAAUUUUUGUUCACUAUUAUUUUCGAAUGAUUCCGUGAGUAUUCGGUUACCAUCGUCAUCUCUUUUGUGUCAAAACAUAUGUACGGUUAUUAUUUUUUCCAAUCCUAUUGUAUUUAAUUAAAUAAAAAGGUUUUAUUUAAUGUAAAAAAUAUGCCUGAAUUAAAAAUGAAUAAUCAGGCGAAUGAUAAAAUGAUUGAAACAUUAGCAAAUGAUUAUUCUUCAUUCAUGAAAGUUGACCUCCCAAGUCAGACUAAAAAAGUUCAUGAGACUGUUGAUGAAAUGAUGGUUCGUUUGGAGGAAUUUGAAUCAAUUGUUGGAAUGGUUCAAAACCUACGAGCUGAAUGUACUUAUGAACAUCUAAUCAGAUUCCGUUCAGUGAAUCCACAAUUAAUGGAACUUUGUCGAAGGAUUGAUGCUUUGGAGCAUGUCGUGGCAAGAGCAAGUAUUGAUUUAACGAAUCUUGAAGCAGCUGUUGAUAAUGCUGAAGCAGAACUUGGAGCGAAUACAACUGUUUCUGAUCGAUUACGAGGGAUCUUCAGUCCACUAUCAUUUUUUAGAUCCAAGACUCCUGAAAACUCUACAGCAUUUGGAGGACCAUCAACAGCAUCACCAAAGCGUAGUGAUAAUACCAUAGACUUACCUCCAAUCUUCAGGACCAAAGAUGCCUUCAAAUCACCUCAAUAGUAUUAGAAAUAAAAUAUUUAUUAAUAAAUAUUC